This is a messenger RNA of Amphiprion ocellaris (clown anemonefish), 3197 nucleotides long. RefSeq names its product calcium homeostasis modulator protein 2. Gene Ontology annotation, molecular function: monoatomic cation channel activity. Lineage: Eukaryota; Metazoa; Chordata; Actinopteri; Pomacentridae. The record is from RefSeq and is a predicted model, not a curated record. The transcript is spliced from 3 exons. Bases 315 to 1280 code for a protein of 321 amino acids.
UUUUUUUUUUUUUUUUUUUCCCACUGCUGAGGGCACUUCCUGACUGUGAGUCAUCACUGGCACUCAGACUGCUAACACAGACUCAACGCUGCACGCGAAAAAGAGGACCAUCUAUGUUCAAUCUUGCGUGUUGAGAUUUUACUGUUUGUGAAGAAGUUCUCAGCUUCUUCCUGAGAUGUCUCUGCACUGGAUGCUUUUAUUGGAUUAUAGAAGCUAAGUCACAUGCCCUGCCUCAGGAUCCUGCCAUAGUCCUCACAUUGCUUGAAAACUCACAGCUCUUCAGUGUAAUCUCAAUAAAGAUCCAUUUUCUGAACAUGGCUGCUGCUGCACUCGUCACAGAAAACUUUAAGUUUGUGUCCCUGUUCUUCAAGAGUAAAGAUGUUAUGAUCUUCAAUGGUCUCAUUGCUCUGGGCACUGUGGCCGGCCAGACUGCAUACAAUGUUUUUGCCUUUCACUGUCCGUGUUCCUCUGGUAGGAACUAUUGCUACGGCCUGGCUGCCAUCGGUGUUCCAGCACUGGCAUUUUUCCUUGUAGGGAUAAUGAUGAACAAGAGUACCUGGGACUUGGUGUCCGAGUGUCGGCUUAGAAGGUGCCGGAAGUUGUCAGCAGCUGCCGCCUUUGCACUGGUGGGAACCAUCAUUGGUCGAGCUGUGGUGGCUCCUCUAACGUGGGUGGUUAUCUCUUUGCUGCAGGGUCAAGCAUACACAUGUGCCCUCAGUGAGUUUGUUAAUGCCAGUACCCUGCAGAGUUUCCCCUCAGGUCAGGGGUCAGAGGUCAUGGCAAAACUCCCAUGUGAAGGAAGUGUUCCACCAGAGCUGCAACGCUUCUGGGCUGAAAUUGAGCGUCGGCUGAAAUAUGAAUCUCAGAUUAUAGGCUGGCUGCUGGUGGCAGGACUGUCUUUGACUGUGUUCCUAAUGCUCUGUAUGAAAGGCUGCUCCUCUCCACUUGGCUACCGGCAGGAGGACUACUGGUCCCAGUAUCGCUCUAAUGAGAAGUCACUGUUUGAACGCACUGCUUCAGUCCACGCCCGCCUCCUGGCUGCAGAGAACGUUAAGAGCUUCUUUGGAUUUGUGGCACUGGAGAAAGAAGACAAGGAGCAGCUGGCUGACUAUCAGACUGCUAGUCCAAUCUGCAGCACCAACUGGAACAGAGUUACAGGGGUCUACCUCUACAGGGAGAAGAAUGGGCUUCCUCUGUACAGCAGGCUCAACAAAUGGGCCACAUACACCCUGGAGAAUAAUGUGGAGGCCAUGGAGAAAGAGAUGGACGUACUCAGCUGACAGAUCAGAACAGUACCUCUGCCCUUUUCCCUCCACCUUUUCCUAUGUUAAAAGUUUGUUUAAUAAUUUUGAUUUGAUUGUCCUUGGAAGUUACUAAACAAUACCUUAUGAAAACUCAUCUGUUUGAGGCAUUCCCUUUCAGAGCCAGAAAGUAGCAAAUUAGAAAAUGCAAGAAAAAACAAAAAACCUGUCAGAAUUUGAAAAUAUAUAGCGCACCUCUAUCACUCUUUCCUUGUUUUAAGAUCUUCCCACAACAUGAACAUGACAGUCAAGCUAAGAGCUAAUAGAAGUAUUCACAGCUUCUUUGACAUCACAGGUCAGAGAGGUUAUGAUACUUAUUCAUGAAUCUCAUACUCUCAUUUCAAGUAAUAAUAAAUGUAGCUAAUCAAGAAUAAGAUGGGCAAAUAACUUAUUAUCCAAGGUUUACUCUUGUCAGAAAAUCUGAACUUUGUAAAUGUGUACAGUCCUAAUAUAGAUGAUCCAGGCUUUUUUUUUUUUUUUUUUAAAUAACAAAACUGUUUCUUACUCUCUAAACACAUCCAGGGCAACAUGCAGUAGCAGGACAUUUAAAUUGCCUGCCUGAUCCAAUCCUACACUCUAUCUGUAACUCUAAAAAGGCACAACAAAAAAGACAAUAUUUGGAGGAUAAAAUUUGAAUCCUGCAAGAAAAGGUUUGUCAUAAACUUGAACCUAAAAUAGAAAAAGAACUACUAAUUUUGAGAGUGAAGUAUGACAAGCUAGCAGCCUCCAGAGCAGCUGCAAAUCUCUCUAGACUCAAACAACCAUUUUUUGAGGUGAUAAAGCAGGAAACCCUGCUACAACCAAGGAUACUCCUUAUUUGACAGAAAUGGAAGCUCUGUGUCCAAGAUUCCCUCUUCCCAUCUAUCUGCACUUUGAAAAAACUAUAGACAGACCAGCAAGCCAAUAGUUAGACAUUUUAUUCAAAUCUGGUGUGAUGCAAGAAAAAUAUCUAAAAGAACCAAAUUCCCUAUCACAAUACAGCCCAAUAUGGGAUAAGAGCUGAUGCUACAUUUAAAAUCUGGGCCUCUAGAGGACUCAAAAAGCAAAUUCUGAUAUUAUGAUGUCUUUUGAACAACUGAAGAAGAAGUUUAAUCUGGACACUUUUUAAAAUUCCUACAACUUAGAAGCUUUGUAAAAGUAAAUCAGAACAAUAUAUUUAUUAAACUCCAACAAUCACUCAUUGAAGCAUUGAUAACAAAGGGCAGAUUUAAAAUAUGCUCACAUCUUGCUCAUCUGAGAGCUCACAUAAGUUGCGUGCUUGGAAGGAGGAUCUGGAAACUGAAAUUUCAGCAGAGGAACUGAAAUCAGCCUGUGCUGCAUCUCAUACUCAGACAAUAAACGCAUGGCUCAGACUAAGUCAUUAUAACUGGCUGAUGCAAACAUAUGAUACUCGUGCAAAGCUAAAUCAGUUCAAUAAAAAUAUACCAAACAUAUGCACUAAAUGCACAUAGGUCAACUUGCACUGUUUCACUGUGUCUGGCAAUGCCGAAGCAUUAAAACAUUUUGGGAAGAGGUAAGAGCUACCUGUGAAAGGAUUAUUUCAAAAAGAAUUCCAUUGGAUCCUAAACUGCUUCUACUUAAUGUGUAUCCAAAAGGACACAAUUAAAAGAAAAACAAGCAAAGAUUUAUGGACCUCAGUAUUCUAACUGCUAAAAAGGUAAAAGCCCUGUUUUGGCAGAAGGUUCACAAACCAGCAAUGGACUGGAAUUGCUAUCUGUUUGUUGGAAAGGAGUGUUUCUUUUUUCUUUUUUGGCAUACUCUAUAUUUCUUUUCUUUUUUUCUCCUUGUAGUUAUAUUUUCGGGAUGUAUAUGUUUGUAAAAAAAAAUAAAAUAAAUAACAAUAUUUUAUACAGAAUAGGGUUCCCUGAGCCCAAUUCUGCAGCUGUACCCUCUUGA